GUUAUGCAUGGGUUUGGGUCGGGUCAGCGGCUGUCCGAUGCUCUAUAAAUACCGACACUAACCCACGAGUACACCAAACCAUUUGCCACUAUCAACAAGGAACAACUAGAGAUAUUCUGAAACACAACCCGGACCGCAAAAAAUGAACGGAAUCAUUUCUAUUUGCAUCUUUAUCUCUCUUGCCGUUGUGGCUGUUCAUUGUCAGCGGCGGGAACAGGAACCGAGCUGUCCCGAGUUCAAUUCUCGUUACGAAGGCGAGAAUCUCAUUAUCUCUCUCAACGAAGGAUGUGAUAUGGUCGUCGGAACUCUUGAUAUUACCGGUCUGAGUGGAAUGGUUGCGGGCGUACCCAACACAGGAAGUGGAUUAGUAACAUCUGUCAGGGGACUCCACAUCCCGACUGUUACAUACAGAAGACCCCAAAACAUAUGGGACAUCGUCCGCCCGGAAAUGUCCCGCCAAGUCUGUCCGCCAUUCACUGUCCGAUAUCUAGGACCCCGUGUUGUCCUGGAUACAGUGCCCAACACUUGUCAGAAGGUUGUGGGAGUGCGAACUUUCCAGGCGAUGAUUACAGGAGAAGGAUCCGAGGGACGUCAAGGAAUGAUGAUGGUAACAAGGGCAAUGUUCGAAAACCCAACACGGAGGUUGUGAGCGGGAUAACGGAUGGAUUAUAUAUAAUACAUAACGGACGGAAGUAGGAUAAAUAACGGAUAU
Molecule: messenger RNA, 712 nt
Organism: Mizuhopecten yessoensis (Yesso scallop)
Lineage: Eukaryota; Metazoa; Mollusca; Bivalvia; Pectinida; Pectinidae
Exons: 6
Coding region: 143-649 (168 amino acids)
Source: RefSeq, a predicted model, not a curated record